CCGGCCUGCCGGGCGUGCGGGCCGCGCACUACGCCACCAUGCAGCCGGGCGUGGGCAGUGUGCCGCCCACUGCGUACUACCAGCCGGUGCCGCGACAGCCGCUGCUAGCCACCGGCCACUCGGCCACGCUGGCCGCCGGUCUGGCGGGCUCUGCGCGCCUCCAGCAGGCGGUGCAGAGCCGGCUGGCGGCCGGCACCAGUUCGGUGCACCCGCGCCUCCAGCCCAGCCACCCGCUGUACCGGCAGCUGGCGGCGGCCGACUACAACCCGGCGCACACCAUAUCGUACGGCCACUCGGACGGCCGCCAGCUGACGGUGCGCCGCCUGCUCGACUGGGAGCUGCCCGACCUGCACACCGUCCGUAAGUACACAAGCGAUGCCGAGAGUGACUCGGAUGCCGACUCGGUCUUCUCGGUGGUACCGACCCACCGGGGGGCGAGGGGUCGCACCACGUGGACCAACAAGGUGGAGUUCAUCCUGGCUUGUCUGGGCUACGCCGUCGGCCUGGGCAACUUGUGGAGGUUUCCUUAUCUCUGCUACAAGUCUGGGGGAGGCGCGUUUUUCAUUCCAUAUCUUAUCAUGAUGGUGGUUUGCAGCAUUCCCCUGUUGUUGAUGGAGCUCACCAUUGGACAGUUCACCCGGCAAGGCCCAGUGGGGGCCAUGGGACGGCUCUGUCCACUCUUUAAAGGUGCCGGGGUCGCUCCCGUGGUCAUCUCGUUCAUCUUUUGCACCUACUACAACGUGGUGAUCGGCUGGGCGCUCUACUACCUGUUCAGCUCGUUCAGCAGCACGCUGCCGUGGACGACGUGCGGUAACUCCACGUGGGGCUGUGAGGACUCACCCCUGAACCGGUCACUGACCGCCGCGGCUAACGCUACCGAAGGUUUCGACGCAGACGACGGGCUGUGGUCGGGCAACGCGUCGGCGGCGAUGUUCGCCAAUGUGUCAUCGGUGCUGGGGAACGAUUCCGUGUUUCACACGGCACGGAAGUCGGCGGCGCUGGCCACAACUCCCGAGGAGGUGUUUUUCAGCCACCGGGUGCUGGAGAUCUCCAGCGGGGUGUCCGACCUGGGCACGAUCCGGAUCCCGCUGAUGCUGACGCUGCUGCUAGCCUGGGUCCUCGUCUACUUCUCCAUCUGGAAGUCCAUCAGGUCCUCGGGCAAGGUGGUGUACGUCACGGUGAUCGCGCCCUACCUCCUGCUGACGGCCUUCCUAUGGCGCGCGCUGACCCUGGAGGGUGCCUCGACCGGCAUCCGCUAUCUGUUCCAGCCGCACUGGCAGCUGCUGGCCGACUCCAAGGUUUGGGUAAAUGCCCUGGCGCAGAACUUCAACUCGGUCGGCAUCGGGUUCGGCUCGAUGAUCACGUUCGCCAGCUACAACAAGUUCGAGAACAGGACGAUCCUGAUGGACACCAUGGUGAUCAUCCUGGCCAACCUGUUGACCAGCGUAUUCGCCGGCAUCAUCGUGUUCGCAACACUGGGCAACAUCGCCAUGGAGCUGGGCAGACCCAUUCAGAAGGUGGUCGUCGACGGUCCCGGCCUGGUAUACGUGGUCUACCCGAAGGCGCUGGCCAGUAUGCCAUUCCCGCAGCUCUGGUCCGUGCUGUUCUUCUUCAUGCUGCUCUGCCUCGGUCUGGACAGCCAGUUUGCCACACUGGAGGUGGUGAUUACGUCUCUGCAGGACGGCUACAGCGGCCUGGUGAAACGGUACCUGAAACGCCACGAGCUGCUCGUACUGGUCAUCUGCCUGCUGUCCUUCGGCCUCGGACUGCCUUACGUCACACAGGGCGGCAUGUACGUGUUCCAGCUGAUGGACUACAACGUCACCAACACGUCCCUCAUCCUGCUGGCGCUGUUCGAGGUCGUGACGCUGGCCUGGGUGUACGGCACCGAGAGGCUCAACCAGGACUUCCUGGCCAUGACCGGCAAACGGUUCUCCAACUACUUUAUCGUCUGUCUCAAGUUCCUGGCCCCGCUACUGAUUCUGGCCAUCUGGGUGUUCAGUCUGAUCGACCACGAGCCGCUGACGUACGGGCCGUACGACUACCCCGAGUGGGCGUCCCGACUCGGCUGGCUGCUGGUGGCGCUGCCCGUCCUGCCCAUCCCCGUGUGCGCCGUCCUGGCCCUCUGGCGGGCUGAGGGUGACACUUUCAUGGAGCGGCUGAAAGCUUCAGUACAGCCGGACCGCCGCGUGCGGCGCGACCUGGGCUUUGAGCCGACAGUGGACGGUCCUGAUCACGGAGAUCACCCGGAGCUGUACUUCGAGAUGUCUCCCAUCGCGCCCCAGAUUCCCUACUCGGCCGUCAACGGGGACACCGACAGCAAAUAGAGAGCGCACAGAGUGAGCAGAUGUGGAGCGUGUGUUGGUCACCGCCGCGGCAGCGCUGGCGGAAAACGGCGUGAACGUGAGACGCAGGAAAUGUUCGAAGGUAUAUGCUAGUUACGGAUAACGCUCCAAGACUGAUUGAGUAGGAAGUGCCUGGUGUAUGAAGCAGUAAGCCUGAGGUGCCGCUGGUUAUUUGCAUAGCUGGUGUACUUGCCUUAGUUGCACUGGUAGACGAUGACAUUUCCAUGUUUACACGUUGCCAGACUUUUGCUCUCAACAGAGCCUUGCAGGGCUUGAGACGACGUUAGAUGUACAUAUUGAGGAUGAAACUGGGCCAAUUGUCAGCGUAGAGCUUGUGUAUUGUCACGCGAGAUUACAAUUAUUCCGUGGUACAGGUAUAAGCGUGCCAUCCGGCUGUUCGUAGUUAAGCCGUUUAGCGUAGUGAGUGUGUAACUGUGGCCUUAGAUCUGGGGUCGCAGGGACAGAGGCUCGGGCCGUGAGUCCCCAGGUACCCGCGCACCGGUGUCUGGUCGUCACAGUGGUGCCCGAGUCCCGUUCAGCCAUUCCGCGCAUUAAUUAGAUGUGGAGUUUGUCCACUAAUGGGGGCUCCCUGCCUCAGUCGCGCUGGAGCUACCUGAUCGGGGCGCUGCGCGCUGGACGGCUCCUCCGCCCCCUCACGGAUCUUUCGGUGGCUAUAUAACGGUGGUGCAAUGCCAGUGCAGGCUUUUGUACUUAAGUUUUACGUUCGUCGAUACGUGCCAUUUUAGCCCAGUGUUUUAAGAUAUCGAGUUUUGUUGAACAUCGAGGACUAAAUAUACUGCAAUAUUUCAAA
Amphibalanus amphitrite is the source of this 3156-nucleotide messenger RNA. Its product is annotated as sodium- and chloride-dependent GABA transporter ine-like. The record is from RefSeq and is a predicted model, not a curated record. NCBI's taxonomy places the organism in Eukaryota, Metazoa, Arthropoda, Thecostraca, Balanomorpha, Balanidae. Bases 39 to 2327 code for a protein of 762 amino acids. The transcript has 12 exons. Gene Ontology annotation, biological process: sodium ion transmembrane transport. Gene Ontology annotation, cellular component: membrane.